Bubalus bubalis (water buffalo) is the source of this 2119-nucleotide messenger RNA. RefSeq names its product 5-beta-cholestane-3-alpha,7-alpha-diol 12-alpha-hydroxylase. Gene Ontology annotation, molecular function: iron ion binding; heme binding; sterol 12-alpha-hydroxylase activity. NCBI's taxonomy places the organism in Eukaryota, Metazoa, Chordata, Mammalia, Artiodactyla, Bovidae. The transcript has a single exon. The record is from RefSeq and is a predicted model, not a curated record. Bases 119 to 1618 code for a protein of 499 amino acids.
CUCGCAGCCACAGGACAAGGUCCAGGUAGGAAGACCUUUCUGUCCCUACUUUGUCCUCCCAAAUCCUCUGGCACCCAGAGAAGAGCACAUCCAGAGCUCAACCUGGAACAGAUCAGCCAUGGUGCUCUGGGGUCCGGCGCUGGGAGCCCUGCUAGUGGCCAUUGUGGGAUAUCUGUGCCUUCGGGGGCUGCUCCGGCAACGAAGACCCAAGGAGCCCCCUCUGGAUAAGGGCCCCGUGCCCUGGCUGGGCCAUGCCAUGGCUUUCCGGAAGAAUAUGUUCGAAUUUCUGAGGCACAUGCAGGCCAAACAUGGGGACAUAUUCACGGUACAGCUAGGGGGCCAGUACUUCACCUUUGUCAUGGACCCUCUGUCUUUUGGCCCCAUCCUCAAGGAUGUGCAGAGGAAGCUAGACUUUGUGGAGUAUGCUCAAAAACUGGUGCUAAAGGUAUUUGGAUACCGCUCUGUGCAGGGAGACUAUAGGAUGAUACACUCAGCCAGCACCAAGCACCUCAUGGGGGAAGGCUUGGAGGAGCUCAACAAAGUCAUGUUAGACACCCUGUCCUUGGUUAUGCUGGGGCCCACAGGCCCCAGUCUGGACACCCACCACUGGUGUGAGGAUGGCCUCUUUCACUUCUGUUACAACAUCUUGUUCAAGGCUGGCUACCUGAGCUUGUUCGGCUACACAAAGGACAAGCAGCAGGACCUGCUGCAGGCAGAGGAGCUAUUCCUGGAGUUUCGCAAGUAUGACCGCCUGUUCCCCCGCUUUGUUUAUUCCCUGCUGGGGCCCUGGGAGUGGCUGGAAGUGGGCCGGCUCCAGCGUCUCUUCCAUAAGGAACUCUCGGUGGAACACAACCUGGAGAAGUACGGCGUAAGCAACUGGAUCACCUACAUGCUUCAGUUUCUGAGGGAGCAGGGUGUCUCCCCGGCCAUGCAGGACAAGUUCAACUUCAUGAUGCUCUGGGCCUCCCAGGGUAACACAGGGCCGACCUCUUUCUGGGCCCUCUUGUUCCUCCUGAAGCACCCAGAGGCCAUGCGGGCUGUGAGGGAGGAGGCCACCCGGCUCCUGGGAGAGGUCAGGCUGGAGGCUAAGCAGUCCUUCAAGUUCGGUGCCCUGCACCGCAUGCCGGUGCUGGACAGUGUGAUGGAAGAGACACUGCGGCUGAGGGCCUCGCCCACCCUCCUCAGGGUGGUGAACGAUGACCAGAUCCUGCAGAUGGCCAGUGGGCAGGAGUACCUGCUCCGCAAUGGAGACAUCCUGGCCCUCUUCCCUUACCUCUCAGUGCACAUGGACCCCGACAUCCACCCCGAGCCCACCGCCUUCAGGUACGAUCGCUUCCUCACCCCCAGUGGCAGCCGAAAAGUAGACUUCUACAAGGCAGGCAAGAAGAUCCGCCACUAUACCAUGCCGUGGGGCUCGGGUGUCUCCAUCUGCCCUGGGAGGUUCUUGGCGCUCAACGAGAUGAAGCUCUUUAUCCUGCUCAUGGUCAUGAACUUUGACCUGGAGUUGGUGGACCCUGACACACCUGUGCCACCCGUGGACCCCCAGCGCUGGGGCUUUGGCACCACACAGCCCAGCCACGAGGUGCGAUUCCGCUACCGCCUGCGGCCUGCGGAGUGAGCUCUGUCCAAGAGGCUGAAGUCUGGCUGGGGGUGCUCCCCUGGGUCUCUGCCUCCUCUCACCCACCCCUCUAAAGCCCCAGACCACCCUCUUCCUCUGUCCUGCUUGUCCUCCCUGCUCUUUGGCAUCCUUCUGAUCACCUCACAGGCUGAUACUUCUCUCUUGAAAACAGCAUCUCUCACAGCAGAAGCUGCAUAACUCGCCUCUCAUAGGAAGUCCAAGGAAGGGGAAAUAACUGUGGGCAACUCAGUUUGGGGGAUAAUACAUGCCACGACAAAUCUCACGCAGUACAGACACCGGUUACAGUGAGUCAUAUAGCAUCUUGCAAACAUUGGUCUCCACCCUCCCACUCUGCUUUGCUUGUUUUCCUCAACACUCACCCUGUGGGAUUCAGGGCCUAGAACAGUGUCAUCCAAUAGCCAUAUGAGGCAAGCCACAUGUGUAAUUUUUCAUCUCCUAGCUGACAUAUUUUUAAAAGUAAAAAGAAACUGGUGAAAUUCA